CCGUGUCGAAGAACAGCGUAUCCCGCAGUCAGUGAUUUGGCCCUUUUCAAGCACAUGAGGCCAAAAUUGCUUACCACAAAAAGAGACAGUGAGAAUCGUAGUAUCAGUGAUCUACCAAUUAAUACUAGCAUUAUUGAUAUUAUUAUUAUUAUUUGCCGUUUACGAUUCAUCGUUGCUUCGGUUUUCUUGUCUUCGAGUGCUCAGGACACGAACAAAAAAGUUGAAGUGCUGCAAAGUCGUUCAUCGUCCCUCCAUCAUCAACAUCCUUUGGGUGCUUCGUUUCUGAAUCUUUUCUCUCAAGGACCCGUCUCCGUUUAACCGCCAAACUGACGGCAAUACGAGAUACCUAUGACUACCCGGACUACGGGCCCACCAUCGGCUAUCACAAUGUGCCAACCAGUGGUGGGGGGCAACAUAGCCCAGGUGGCAUGCUUGCCAUGGAGUCCUCCCCUGACCUGAAAGGGGAAUAUCCCAAGUACGGCUCGGGUCCGAUGGGUCCAUCGGGCACGUUGACCUCCUUGGGAUCGCUGGUCUCUCACCCCUCCCACACCUCUUCCCUAUAUUCGGCCGCUGCUAUGGCCGGAUAUGGGAACUACAGCCAUCAUAUACCUCCAGCUUCACAUUCGCCCACAGACUAUACCAAAUCCACCCUUUCUCAUCACCAAACCCAGUUGCCUCAAAAUUCGCCCACUCUGUCCAGCGGUUCGGGCGGUCCAUCGCCCACCCCUUCCCAUAACAACAACAUCAAAGGACUGGGAUCCAAGGCUCAAGACGACAAGAACAACCCGGAUCGUGUGAAGCGACCUAUGAAUGCUUUCAUGGUGUGGAGUCGUGGGCAGAGGCGGAAGAUGGCUCAAGAAAAUCCUAAGAUGCACAAUUCGGAAAUCUCCAAGCGUCUUGGAACGGAAUGGAAGACUUUGUCAGAAAGUGAGAAGAGACCUUUCAUUGACGAGGCCAAACGACUACGUGCCCUCCACAUGAAGGAACACCCUGAUUACAAGUACAGGCCGAGACGAAAGACCAAAACGUUAAUGAAGAAAGAAAAAUACCCGCUUACUGGCGGAUUAAUACCCGGAGAUCCUUCCCGAGCUAACUCUCAGUCAAGUGCAGUGGCGGCGAGAGAUAUGUACAGCUCCAUGAACGGGUACAUGCCCAACGGGUAUCAUGGGUACGACCCAAGCAUGUACAGUCAGUCCCCGUACGCUGGAUAUGGCCGAUACGAUAGCAUGGCGGCCGCGGCGGGCAUGUAUACCUCGGGCUCCAAUGUGGCAUCGUCCUAUGUGAACGGUGCUUACUCGGCCAUGUAUGGCGGCUCCAACCCAACGGGUGGAUCGGGAAGCACAAUGGUGCCUGAUGGCUCUCCGUAUGGUUCCAUGCACGGAGGCAACCUUAGUCCCGGCCAACAGCAACAACACAGCCCUGGUUCUGUCAAGUCAGAUGCCGGUGUGUCCAUGCCCUCAGAGUCGCCAGGUGCUUACGUGAAACGGGAGGUGACUCCCCCCGCUGGAUCCGGGGAGCAUCCCAAUCAUGUACCACAUCAACAAACGGAUCUCAAUCGCAUGAUUUCCAUGUAUCUCCCUGGAGAUGCGGCCGCCGCGGCUGCGGGCGAUCCCAACGCCCAGUCUAGGAUACAAUCAAUGUACGCAGGCCACUACCAAGCCAUGGCGGCGGCGGUCGGACCUCCCCCGCCCGGUCAUCACCAUCCGGGUCAUCCAUCCGUGGGAUCAGAUCACAUGAGCCAUCCUCAAAUGUCCAUGGCCCACAUGUAGUAGUAAAAGAAAAAAAAAGAAGAACCAGAAAACAACCGAAGUCAUCCCCAACCCGUCGUCAUGGACACCAUGUGUCCAAAGUAUAUUCUACACAGACUCGAACCAAUCGAGGAUCACACCAGACAGCUCCGUCAAGAAGAUUCGAAAUUUUGAACACCACCUCUAAGACCCAGUAGUAGCAACACCACAAACAACAACAAUUCCUACUAUGAUAAAAAAAAACUACUUUUCCCAUGUUCCGUCUUCAACGCUCACCAUCACCAUCACCAACUUCAACAUUAUUAUCAUCAUCAUCAUCAUCAUCAUCAUCAUCAUCAUCAUCAUCAUCAUCAUAAUCAACAACUACUACUACUACAACAAUAACAACCCAGGAAGACGAAGAAAGAGAUGUCAAGACGUUGAUGAUCUGAUACGUAAAUGCUUCGGGAAAUCACUGUGAUAUUUGUUUGUGGUGUUGUCUCUAAUCCGACCGAACUGCCUGAAAUCUGCUACAGACUGAGGAGAGAACUAUGUACCAACCAUCCAUGACAAUGGCUGCAGACGUAAUCUAAAAUCAAUAUGAAAGAGCGCUCCUUCUUCAGAAUGCGAAUUGCAACAUGGUGCUGAAUCAAAUGAGAUCAAUAGUUGGUGAACAACAACCCUCUAAAUUCCAACACAUUUGGGAAGAAAUCAAUCCCAGCGUUAACCUCAACUCCGAUCUCCUCUUUUUCGGCUCGGGGGUUGCGGUUGAUUGGUUACCGGCACUUGACGCUGACGUUUGCCGUUCGAAGGAGAAUGACGGAAGACGCGCCAGCGAAGCCCCAACGGCCGGAGAGAAAAAGGAAAGGCGAUUAAGAUCGCGGUCAAAUUGAAGACGGAACUGCGGGAACCCAAGAGAUCGAGACGGAACGUGACGACGAGAAGAAACCCAUGGCAGAAUGAAUGAAUGACAUUUGCGAAACACAUUCCAAAAUUCGCACCAUGAAUAGAACAGACUAUCCUCCUCCGCAUAUUCUUUUUCGCCAUGUGGCAAGCAGUUGAAAACAGUACAACUGCGAUUCACCGUUACUUUCGAGCCAUGACCGCACUUCCGAGAUUAGGUCGCAGGAAUGCCCUGCUAUUCAAUCUCACGUCUUCAGUUUUCAUUCAUGCACUCCAAAUCGCGGGUUUUUGCUUGAAUGAAUUCGACCUACCCCAAAUAAAAGGAAACCCACAAGGAUUCAACUUCGAUCCUUCCUCCCAGACCAAAGAUAUCCCUAUACUUCUACAUCAUGGACUUCUGGCUUCGAUCCUUGCAUAACUAUUAUGCUCUUAUUUUCGCUCGAUUCCUUGAACCGCCCAUCUAUAAAAGUUCUCGUUUCGGCGAGUUAAUCUACUGGCUUAUUUGAUUUGACCUGACCAGGAACCAUUCCCCUAGAAGCUCUUCUUCUUUACCUUCUCUUCCUUAUCGUCAUGAACACCACCAAGGCCAAAACCGCCACCAUCUUGGUCUUGGUGUUCUUCCCUCCGUCAGCAUCAAGAACGCCAUCUCAGUCGUCGUCUUCUUCGUCUUCGUGGUCAUCAUCAUUGUGUACGUCGUCGUCGUCAUCACCGUCGUCGUUGUUGUCGUCAGGAUAGAACCUCAUCCUCAUCACCUCCACCAAAGCCAACACCAGCUCCAACACCAAGACCACUUCCUCCACGGAGUGAGCGGAGUGAAGGUGCAUCUCAUUUACUGUACUACUUACUAGUUCUCAUGUCGUGACAAGGCAGCUUUAUCCCUAUGGAAAUUUGAGAGUCGAUCGACGGGGGAAAACCGCGGGGGAAAAUCCACCCAACUGGGGGAAUCAAACGGAGAGCACUUCACAAAUGUUAUGUUCCACUUUGCGUUGUUCUCUUUGUUGCUGCUGAUGAAAGUGACGAAAGAAACGGUCAGGCAACAACGGCAACCUUCAUAGUUUAUAUUACAAGAAAACUGUUUGUGAUGUGUAAAUAUUUUAUACAUAAGAAGAAAAAAAAUGAAAACGUUAAUCACCGACGACAUAAUUGCCAUUUGGUGGGGCAUCGCCGAGACCAUGUCCUUGAAAGGAAACAAAUGAGGCCUCCCACUCAACAACAAUCGUUUGUCGUGAUGUUGUUGUUGGUUCAUCAAGAAGCUCUGGCCUCCUUCAGUCCUCCGUGUGAGAGUUUGUGUGUGUGGAAACAAAGGUGAAUCAUCAACUUCGUCGUCGUCGUCGUCGUCGCCGUCUUGGUCCUGCUUGCCAUCGUUAACUGUCGUCACGAUCGUCAGUCCGUGUACUACAAGAAACUCACACAUACGUACACACAAGAAGAGGAACUAACUAACUAGCUGAUCAUCAAAGACCAUUGAGCUCAUUUUUUGUCCCCCAAUAACAUGAAAUGAUUGGCCUAAGUUCAUGAUGCCGACGCUGGCUGCAGAUCCAAUCAUGCCCGACCCCACCCAUUAUCUCACUUACCAAAACAACCAACUCCCCACACCCAUCAACCCAAAAAUUGUUGUAAGUUUUAUAACCCAGUUCACCUUGAUUGUUUCCUUAAGAAGAGCCAUGAAUGAUUUUCUUGAAAUACAACACACCAACAUUCUUUUCAA
Molecule: messenger RNA, 4338 nt
Organism: Tigriopus californicus
Lineage: Eukaryota; Metazoa; Arthropoda; Copepoda; Harpacticoida; Harpacticidae
Product: transcription factor Sox-2-like
Exons: 2
Coding region: 429-1769 (446 amino acids)
Biological process (GO): regulation of DNA-templated transcription; anatomical structure morphogenesis; cell differentiation
Molecular function (GO): RNA polymerase II cis-regulatory region sequence-specific DNA binding; DNA-binding transcription factor activity, RNA polymerase II-specific
Source: RefSeq, a predicted model, not a curated record